This is a messenger RNA of Fusarium oxysporum Fo47, 932 nucleotides long. RefSeq names its product ribonuclease H2 subunit C. Gene Ontology annotation, cellular component: ribonuclease H2 complex. The coding region runs from base 63 to 533 and encodes 156 amino acids. Gene Ontology annotation, biological process: RNA catabolic process. The record is from RefSeq and is a predicted model, not a curated record. The transcript is spliced from 3 exons. NCBI's taxonomy places the organism in Eukaryota, Fungi, Ascomycota, Sordariomycetes, Hypocreales, Nectriaceae.
AACUCUUUACGCGCCUCGACGCGUCUCCUUCAGUUGACAACGAACAAGUCAACACCACUACAAUGUCGCAACCAAUACUCUCAUUAGCACCCGACGAGAAUAAAUCCAAAGCUGUGGCGAAUCUUUUGCCAUGCCGUAUACACCAUGAUGGGCCAAUCGACCCGGCAUCGACAUUUUGGACCCCUACUACUACCGAUGAUGGUACGAAACUAGCAUACUUUCGAGGUAGAAAACUUCAAGGAAAGGUGGUAAAAAUACCAGAACAAUGUCGAGGUGUUGUUGUCGAACGAGCUCCCGAAAAGGACCCCAAAAGUGCCAACGAGGACGUGCUAGAGGAUCUCGAUGCCGACCAAGAGCCAGAACAAAUAGGAAGCAUGAAAAUAACUGCAGAGUUUGAUGAGAUGGUUGUUUGGGGACAUGAGACAGUGGCAGAUGCCAGCGCAGACCCUUAUGUCCGCAGUAUGGGGGAGUGGCUUCAGAUGGCCGACCGGAUUCACUCGUACUCGCCCCUUGCAGAUACGACACAGAAAUGAUGUGGCCGGCAGUGACCAAGCGUCGAGCUGCUCCACCCACGAGAGGCCGGAUGUUGACAUCGUGGGACAUCGAGAUUACCUCGAACCGACCAAAUACUUCAACAAUAUACCCGAGCAAUAGUCCCAACACUAAAGACUGUGUUAAGAUAUUGUUCUUCCCCCAUUCAUGUCGUUAUUGAAAAUUGGAGCAUAGACCUCAUGUAGUUGGGAGCGACCCGUUUUAAAAUAACACGCCUAGGAGACCGACACAUGUCUUUUGCAGCCAAAGUCCUGUUUCUAAUACCUCUACCUCUGACGGGAUAUCAUGCUGUAUGCUAAAUAAGUAAAAAACAAGUCUAUGAUUCUAGUACUACGUUUUUUCCUUUAACGAAGUCUGGACUCGCUAGCCUCUGACUUCUU